AGCCGCCACUUUUCCCAUCCAUCUCCUACUCGCCGACCAACACACCCAACAUGUCUCUUACCUAUGGAACGGGCGGUGCGACUGCCGCCCUCGGUGUGGUGGGCUUGUACAUGCUCUUCAACAACGAAGGAGAGGCCUUCAACGUCGGAGCUUUUCUCGAAAGCAUUUCGCCAUACACAUUUGCUAGUGUCGGAAUUGCGCUAUGCAUUGGUCUCUCUGUCGUAGGCUCGGCAUGGGGAAUCUGGACAACCGGUGUGUCCAUCGUGGGUGGAGGUGUCAAGGCGCCGCGGAUACGAACCAAGAACUUGAUCUCCAUCAUCUUCUGCGAAGUCGUCGCCAUUUACGGUGUCAUCAUGGCCAUCAUCUUCUCCUCCAAGAUGAACCAGCUCUCCGACCCUGAGCUGCUCUACUCCGGCUCCAACUACUUCACUGGAUACGCGCUGUUCUGGGCCGGAAUUACUGUGGGCAUGUGCAACCUCAUCUGCGGUGUAUGCGUAGGCAUCAACGGAAGUAGCGCUGCGCUGGCCGAUGCUGCCGACCCUGCAAUGUUCGUCAAGAUUCUUACCAUUGAGAUUUUCGCUGCCAUUCUCGGACUGUUUGGUCUCAUCAUUGGGCUGCUCAUGCAGAGCAAUGCCAAGGACUUCCACGAGUAUCGGCAGUGGCAUGUCCGCACUACUCCGCCUGUACUUAACCUGACAUCUAUCAAAAUGGCCACCACAAAUCCAAAGCUCAAAUCAGCAGUCUUGGUAGUAUCUGAGACUGCUUCCCAAGACCCAUCGACCGACAAGUGCAUACCAGUGCUGAAGAAAGUCUUCGGCGAUCUCGGAAAUGACCAAUGGCAUGUUAGCGAAACUGAGAUCGUGCCCGACAAUGCUCUCGCGAUUCAGAAGACAAUUAGAACUUGGACUGAUGGCCCUGAUCCAAUCAAUCUAAUUGUCACUAGUGGAGGCACUGGUUUUGCAACCAAAGAUGUCACCCCAGAGGCAGUUACGCCAUUGAUUGACAGACAUGCUCCCGGUCUUAUACAUGGCAUGCUUACAACUUCAUAUGCUGUCACACCUUUCGCACUUAUGGCGAGACCUGUUGCGGGUCUCCGAAAGAAGACUUUGAUCUUGACUCUCCCUGGAUCGCCCAAAGGUGCCAAAGAGAAUCUGGAGGCGGUUCUCAAAUUACUACCACAUGCGUGCAUUCAGGCAGCUGGUGCAGAAUCAAGACCUCUGCAUGCGGGUGGCGUAGAGAAGCUUGAGAAGGACGCUGGGGUCUCUUCAGCUGGCACGACCACAGGAACCGGAUGUGGGCAUCACCAUCAUGGUCAUUCUCAUGGUCAUGGUGGACACGCAGGACCUAGAGCUCAUACAAACCCUGAAGAGCGUCCCCAGUCCAAUGACCCUUCCGCAGGACCAACACGCAGAUACCGGUCAUCUCCUUAUCCUAUGCUUGCUGUUGACAAUGCGCUCAAGCUCAUCGCAGAGCAGACUCCAGCUCCUGUAGUAGAGCGCGUACCAGUAGACAUGAGACUGAGUGGUUCCGUCCUUGCCGAAGAUGUCAAAGCCACCGAGUCUGUCCCAGCAUUCCGCGCUAGCAUCGUCGACGGUUACGCCGUAAAGAUCCCUUCUACAGGCAAGUUUGAGAAAGGAGUCUACCCCGUUACGAUAGUAUCUCACGCUCAGGCUGGCGAGGUUAAAGAGCUGAGAGAAGGGGAGAUUGCCAGAAUUACAACUGGCGCCCCUCUCCCUCCUGGUGCCGAUUCAGUGGUCAUGGUCGAAGAUACAGUGCUGAAGAGUCUUACAGACGACGGCAAAGAAGAAAAAGAGAUCGAGAUACUGACUGACGAAAUUAAACCGAACGAAAACGUACGCGAAGUAGGCAGUGACGUCAAAGAGGGCGAGACCAUCUUGAAGAAAGGUGAAGGCGUCACAGUCGUCGGCGGCGAGUUCGGUCUCCUUGCGUCUGUGGGCACGAAAGAGGUGUCUGUCUACAAGAAACCAGUCGUUGGAGUCCUGAGCACAGGAGACGAGAUCAUCCCGCACAACAGAGAAGGCUCCCUGCGGCUCGGAGAAGUGCGUGAUACCAACCGCCCUACACUCAUCACCGCUGCACGAAGCCACAGAUUUGAAGUCAUCGAUCUAGGGAUUGUCUCAGACAAACCUGGUAGCCUCGAGCAGACACUUCGCGACGCCAUGCGCAAGUGCGAUGUUAUCAUAACCUCUGGCGGCGUCUCAAUGGGCGAGCUAGAUCUCCUCAAGCCAACAAUCGAGCGCUCUCUCGGCGGCACGAUCCACUUUGGUCGCGUAAACAUGAAGCCCGGCAAACCCACCACCUUCGCCACGGUGCCAGUAAAGGACAACUCUGGAAACCCUGUAACCAAGUCUGUCUUCUCGCUCCCCGGAAAUCCUGCUUCGGCUGUGGUGUGCUUCCAUCUCUUCGUUCUGCCUGCAUUGCACCAACAGGCUGGUAUUAAGCCACUCGGUCUACCGAGAAUCAAGGUCAUACUGGAUGAGGAUGUGAAGAUGGACAAGGGUCGGCCAGAGUAUCACCGUGCACUAGUUGUGACUAAGGAAGACGGACUGCUAUAUGCUAGCUCGACAGGGGGGCAGAGGAGUAGUCGGAUUGGCAGCUUCAGGGGUGCGAAUGCGCUACUUGCAAUGCCGCAGGGCGAGGGUAGCCUGAAGAAAGGUGAGAAAGUCGAGGCACUGCUCAUGGGAAAGUUGGGUGAGGUUGAGCGUUGAUGUACACAUUUGCUACAUUAAAAUACAUAUAUCUAUCGCACCCCGAGGUGUCU
Alternaria alternata is the source of this 2782-nucleotide messenger RNA. Its product is annotated as gephyrin. Gene Ontology annotation, cellular component: cytosol; proton-transporting V-type ATPase, V0 domain; cytoplasm. Gene Ontology annotation, molecular function: molybdopterin molybdotransferase activity; proton-transporting ATPase activity, rotational mechanism. Bases 51 to 2729 code for a protein of 892 amino acids. NCBI's taxonomy places the organism in Eukaryota, Fungi, Ascomycota, Dothideomycetes, Pleosporales, Pleosporaceae. The record is from RefSeq and is a predicted model, not a curated record. The transcript is spliced from 12 exons. Gene Ontology annotation, biological process: Mo-molybdopterin cofactor biosynthetic process; proton transmembrane transport; molybdenum incorporation into molybdenum-molybdopterin complex.